CCUGUGUCUGUCUGUGUGUCCCCAGAGAAGGCGUAUGACAUCACAUACGUAAACCUCCGCUUCUACUCCCCCCGCCCGGAGAGUUUCGCCAUCUACAAGAGGUCGACGGAGGAUGCGCCAUGGGUACCCUACCAGUUCUACAGGGUAUCUUCUACACUCUCUGAGCCUCUAGUCUCCGGCACUUAUACUCAUAUGACCUUAUUGUGUUGCAAGUGCCGUAAAACUCUUUCAAAAGCAACUAAACCAAACUGGUUCUCUCUCCCCCAUUCCCCCCCAGGCUCCCAGUCCUUGCAGUGUGAUGACAGCGGUCAGUGUCCGUGCAAGCCCGGGGUGGGUGGACAGAGGUGUGACCGCUGCCUGCCAGACUUCUACGACUUUGGCGAGUACGGGUGCAGGCCAUGCACGUGUAUGGCGGCCGGCAGUUUGAACAACGAGCCUCGCUGCGACUCACAGACCGGACUCUGUCAGUGCAAGGAGAAUGUGGACGGGCGGCAGUGUGACAAAUGUAAGCCAGGCUUUUUCGGACUGAGCCCGGAGGACCCGUUUGGCUGCAUCUCGUGUUUCUGCUAUGGCCACUCGUCCGAGUGUACCUCGGCCACAGGAUUCUACCCGGCCAACAUCACCACGGACUUCGACACAGGUCGCCAGCGCUGGAGCGGCAUGACCCGCAGCAACAAAGAGGUGGAGACUCAGUACAACGGCGUUGUGGAGAACCUGGGGCUAUCCUCUGAGACCGGGGAGCCCACCUACUUUGUCUCUGCCCCUCAAUACCACGGCGACCAGCGACUGAGCUACAACCAGUUUCUGACCUUUGACCUGCGCAUCGGCGAGGAGACGGCCCGCCCGUCUGUGGUGGACAUCAUCCUGGAAGGUUCCGGAAAGUCCAUCUCCACGCAUAUCUUCGCCCAGGGCAACCCCGUGCCUGAUGUGACUGUCCAGACGUUCGCCUUCAGACUCCACGAGAACCCAGAGUACCAGUGGUCGCCCCGCCUCAACCCCGUCGACUUUAUCGGACUUCUGGCCAACGUGACCGCUGUCAAGAUACGGGCUACGUACAACGAUCAAGGUGUGGGAUUCAUUGACAACAUCCACCUUGGCACGGCCCGCCAGGGUUUCAACCAGGGGUCGGAGGCCACGUGGGUGGAGUCGUGCGUGUGUCGCGAGGGACACAUCGGCCAGUUCUGCGAGGCGUGUAGCCAGGGCUACAAGCGCGACACGCCUAAUGGAGGACCCUUCGCUCGCUGUGUGCCCUGUCAGUGCAACGGUCACUCAGACAGCUGUGACGUCAGCUCGGGUAACCUGUGCGACAUCUGUCUGGAUGGUUACUACGGCGACCCCACCGGUCUGCUGACCGGGGUACCCAGCAGGUGUCAGAAAUGUACCUGUAACGGGAACAUUGACCCCAACGCUGUGGGCAACUGUAACACCACCACCGGAGAAUGUCUGAAGUGUAUCCGGAAUACGGGCGGGUUUUUCUGCGACCAGUGCCUGCCCGACUUCUACAACAACACGCUGGGUCAGUGCACGGCGUGUAACUGCUAUCCGCCCGGCACGGUCAGUCAGCCGGGGACGCGCGGCUGUGACGUGCGCAGCGGCCAGUGUCUGUGUCUGGACAACGUGGUGGGCCGACAGUGUGAGCGCUGUGAGCUGGGCUACUGGGACAUUGUCAGUGGACAGGCCUGUGAGUGUGACCGUGUGGGCUCCAGCAACUAUACGUGUGACGAGCGCUCGGGACAGUGCCAGUGCAAGGACGGCGUGGCAGGACGCAUGUGUGAGCGCUGCGCCGACUACUUCUUCGGUCACUCCGAGUCUGGCUGUAUGGCCUGUAACUGCGACCCGUCGGGCUCCCUGGACCUCCAGUGUGACGUACAGACAGGCUACUGUGAGUGUAAGGAGAACGUGGACGGGCCGCGCUGUGACCGCUGUAUGGAGAACAAGUACGACAUCGCUGCCGGAUGUCUCGACUGCCCGCAGUGCUACAACCUGGUCCAGCGACAGGUGAACACACACCGCGGGAAGCUGCGGGAGCUGACGGUGGUCAUAGAGCAGACUGUGGACAACCCCAGUCUCUUCAACGACACCGAGUUCGUGUCUCACCUCAACAAGGUGUCCAUGGCUAUAGACGGUCUGCUCAGAGAGGCCAGGGGGGCUUCCACUGGCGACGGGACAAUCGGGCAACAACUGGAGGCCCUGCGUAAUUCUCUGGCCGAUGUGCUGACCAAAUGUGGCCAGAUUUCCCGCAACAUCGCCUCGGCCGGCCAGGCCACAGCGGAGAGCCAAAGUGACAUUGACGCUGCGGAGGAGGCCAUCGAGCGAGCUGACGCGGCCUUAGCAGUCGCCAGGAGCUACAUCGACGACGAGGGCAGGGCGGCGCUCAAACAGGCGCUAGCCGCUCUGGCAAACUUUGGCCAGAACUCUGAGCAGAUGACAGAGAUUGCUCGCCAGGCGGCCAUGGAGGCUGAUAGGCAAAAAGAAGAGGCCCAGAUGAUCGAGGAUCUGGCCAACAAGGCCCUAGAGACGUCCCGCGAGGCAUACCGCCUGGCCAACGAGUCUCUCAACAUGCCACUUAGAACACAGCAGGAGAUUGAACGACUCAGGAGAGA
This is a messenger RNA of Aplysia californica (California sea hare), 2603 nucleotides long. RefSeq names its product laminin subunit gamma-1. The record is from RefSeq and is a predicted model, not a curated record. NCBI's taxonomy places the organism in Eukaryota, Metazoa, Mollusca, Gastropoda, Aplysiida, Aplysiidae.